This is a messenger RNA of Hevea brasiliensis (rubber tree), 3370 nucleotides long. Its product is annotated as receptor-like protein EIX2. The coding region runs from base 123 to 3089 and encodes 988 amino acids. Gene Ontology annotation, molecular function: protein binding. The record is from RefSeq and is a predicted model, not a curated record. Lineage: Eukaryota; Viridiplantae; Streptophyta; Magnoliopsida; Malpighiales; Euphorbiaceae. The transcript is spliced from 2 exons.
AACAAAGAAGAAGAAAAAUUGAAGCCGAGUGGGGACAGAGUGACUGACAUGCAGCUAUGUUAUCGUUAAAGUGGAAUAAAAUCCAUAAUAAUUGAUUGCAUGAAUUGGAAAAAGGAAAACCCAUGAAAACAUUCACUACAAUUCUUGAAAUGCUUCUUCUCUUGCUUAUUUUAGUUGAAACUGUUUUAUACACUUGCAGUUGCAGUGGAGCUUAUUCAAGUCCAUUAUGUAUUGAAAGUGAGAGAGAUGCACUUCUUGAGUUCAAGCGAGGCCUCACUGACCCUUUGAACUUAUUGUCCUCCUGGGAUGCAGAAAUGUCUCAAGACUGCUGUGCGUGGAAGGGUGUUGCUUGCAGCAAUAAAACUGGCCAUGUCUUCAAGCUUGACCUUCGAUUCGAAUAUGGCUACUUGGGAGGUGAGAUCAAUCCUUCUUUACUUAAUUUGACGUACCUCAGUUAUUUGGAUCUAAGCCUGAACAAUUUCUUUGGCAUUGAAAUUCCAAGAUUUCUAGGUUCCCUAGAAAACUUGAAUUAUCUGAACCUUUCUUAUUCAGGCUUCAUGGGAAAGGUUCCCCAUCAUCUUGGAAACCUUUCCAACUUGCAAUCUCUUGAUCUCAGUACUUGGAAUCAAGAUUUGACAGUUGAGAAUCUCGACUUUGUGCAAUCUCUUUCAUCUUUGAAAUACUUAGAGUUGUCUGGAGUGAUCCUUUCUAACCCAGAAAAUUGGUUACACUCAAUAAACAUGCUUCCAGCUCUAGUAGAAUUACAUUUGUCCAGUUGUCACAUUCUCAAAAUUUCUCACUUCCUGCAUGUCAAUUUCACUUCUCUUGACGUUCUCGAUCUUAGCUUUAACUACUUCAGCUCCCCCAUCCCACAGUGGCUGUUCAAUAUUAGCAAAAUUCAGCGUCUUGAUCUAAGUUCAAAUGCGUUCCAAGGUCCCAUUCCACGUGAGAUGGGCAAUUAUAGUCUGGUUGUAGUCCUUGAUUUAUCUUAUAAUCAUCUAGAGGGUGAAGUUCCAGAAAAGUUGAGUAAUCUAUGCAAUUUGCAGGAUCUCAACUUGGCAAACAACCAUUUCAGUGGUGAGGUUUUUGGACCUUUAAUUGCCAGUCCAUCUAGAUGCAUUAAAAGUAGCUUAAAGAGCUUGAAUGUUGCAUUUAACAAAUUUAGAGGUAGCCUUCCAGAUCAAUUGGGACAAUUUCAGCAUUUAGAAAGCCUAGAUAUUUCUAAUAACUACCUCAACGGUCCAAUCACAGCAUCAAUCGGAAGACUUUCUAGUUUAAGAAAAUUGUUUCUCAAGGGUAAUUACCUGAACGGCAGUAUUCCUCAAAGUCUUGGACAGCUUUCCAACCUUGAAAUGCUAGAUGUUGCUGGCAAUUCACUGAAAGGGAUCGUCUCCGAACUUCACUUCUCAAAUCUCACCUCCUUAACUGAAUUGCAUAUGGAAGGGAAUUCCUUAGUUUUUGAUGUUGACCCCACAUGGGCACCUCCAUUCCAACUUGUAUGGAUUGGAUUGUCAUCCUGCAAACUGGGACCCAACUUUCCACAAUGGCUCAAAACGCAGAUGAAUAUUGAGUUCUUAAUGAUGUCAAAUGCAAGCAUCUCAGAUAGGAUCCCUGCUUGGUUUGAAAAUAUUUCUUCAAGUAUCAUCCGUUUGGAUCUAUCUCACAAUCAGAUUACCAAAAAAUUGCCCAAGUUGAGAAAAUUACGUUUCGGUGAUCUUUAUCGUCAUAGGUCCAUAUAUUUGGAUUCCAACAAAUUUGAUGGUCCUUUAACACCUUUUCCUUCUGAUACAGCUGAUUUAGAUAUCUCCGACAACUUGCUUUGUGGCCAAGUCCCCAAAAAAAUUGGAACAAUGAUGCCACAUUUGGAAUCUUUUGUUAUCUCCACCAACCAUUUGAGAGGGACCAUUCCGGUUUCUGUUUGUGAGUUAAAGAAUUUAGCUAUUCUGGAUCUCUCAGCAAAUCAUCUAUCAGGAAGACUUCCUAGAUGUUGGAAAAAGUUGCAGGAUUUGAAAGUGGUAGAUUUGGCAAAUAACAAUCUCAGUGGCCAUAUUCCAUUUUCUUUCGGCUUUAUGCAGCAGCUCUUGUCCUUGCAUCUUCAAAACAAUAGUUUCCAAGGAAAAUUUCCUAGGUCAUUAAGUAAGCUCAAAUGUUUGAGGACUGUUGAUCUCAGUUUGAACGCUUUUGCUGGUUUUAUUCCUCAAUGGCUUGGUGAAAACCUAUCUUCGUUGAGAGUACUCGAUGUUCAUUCCAAUAAGUUUGAUGGUGAGAUUCCUCCACAACUCUGCAGCCUUGCUUCUCUUCGCAUUCUAAACCUGGCAAACAACAACAUGAUUGGAAAUAUUCCUAAUUGUUUUGACAAUUUUACUGGGAUGAUUGUGGAUGAGAUAGGAGAUUAUCGGAACUAUCAUUUCCUUGCAUAUAGUUCCUACAUUCCUGGAUCUCAAUCUGUAGCUUACGAUGAGAAUCUUUUGGCUUAUAUAAAAGGAAUGGAACUUGAAUAUACCAGUUCGCUUCAGUAUCUCUUUUCCAUUGAUCUUUCAGGAAAUAAUCUUGUGGGAGAGAUUCCAAAGGGGAUAAUGAGUCUUUUAAAGCUACAAAACUUGAAUUUGUCUGGAAAUAAUUUGACAGGGCAUAUACCAUUGAACAUUGGUAACUUGAAAUUGCUAGAAUCUCUUGAUUUGUCCAGAAAUGAACUUUGUGGCUCUAUUCCAACCAGCAUUUCUGAUUUAAACUUCUUAAGUCACUUGAACUUGUCAUUCAAUAAUUUAUCUGGCCGCAUUCCUUUGGGGAAUCAACUCCAAACUUUGGAUGAUAAAUCCAUCUACAUUGGCAACAAUGGACUCUGCGGACAUCCACUGAAAAGUUGCCCAAAAAAUCAACUGCCUCAAGGACAUGACCAUGCUGAGAGAAUAGAAUCUGAGAUUGACAUGCUUUGGUUUUACCAAGGCUUAGGAAUGGGUUCCGCAGUUGGAUUUUGGGGAGUUUGUAGCAUUUUGUAUUUCAAAGUUUCUUGGAGAAAUGCCUACUUCCAAUCAAUCGACAGAAUCUACAAAAAGCUUGAGGGAAUAGUUACAGAGAAAGUUCCAUAGAGACAAAUUUGGAGUGCAAGCAUGAGAAGGACGUUGUAAAAAAGAUGGCAAAAAUUGAACAAAAGCCCAAAUGAAGCUCAACUCAAAUUCAUAGGAAGGAAGGUUAUGCUAUGAUUUCAGAUGAAAAUUUCUGAAUUUAGAUGAAUAUUCUCUUUAUCUAUCUCUGCAAUAUGUGGCUAAAUGUAUAUAUUAAUUUGCUAGCUUGUACCUAUUCUGUUAAUGUAAGUUAUGCUUGAGACACUAAAUACAUUAUCAAAAGUUUACAGCAGAUUUCUGAUCUA